UUCCCCUACGGGUCGAGUACAACCAAUGAAUUGUCAUCGUUCCCGCGCUCCUAGUAUUUGGAGUCCAAUUUGCCGCGUUAAUUGUAGCAACUCUAAUGUUCGAAAACAAAUAUAAAUUUCAAAGUCGGUAAACUUUCGUUGACACUCUAGAAGGAUGCUGGGGAGAGUGAGAGCAUCGCCGAUGGGCUCAUUGGAACUACUGGAGAUGGAAAGACCAAAUUCCAAGAUCAUCAAGCACGACUCUCUCUCCAUAUAUGAAUCCACCCUCAUGAAACUUAAACAAGGCUCCCAUUGUAAUCCAAGGUGUAACCCUGAGGACUCUGCUAGGACGGAUCCAGAUUGUACUAACAUGGCAACUAGUUCACCGGAGGAGGCUGUGUCUUCUGAUGCAGAUUGUUGCUCCACUGAUUCUUUCCCAAACUCCAUACCUUGUUUCCAAUCCACUGGCCCCUUAAAGGCUCAAGGGAACAGGAAUAUGUCUAUUCUUUAUUUCUUCUCGAAAUAUAAGAGUUCUCAGUCUCAGCAUGCACAGAGCUCAAAUGACAAAGAGGAGAUGGCUAUAGAGAGCGGCUAUUCUUCUUCUUCCAGUGGGUGAUCUAUGUCUACCUGUUGACAGUAAACAAGUGCCUGAAGACAGAACUGGAAUCAGUUUCUCUAACUUGGUUGAGCAUUUAAGUUGUGGACUGUACCCCCCUGUUGUGGAAGGGUUAGUAUGUUUUCAUCUUCACAAUUCAUAAUUGUUAUCCACGGCUUGAUCAUGUUGUAACUAUAAUGUUUGUGGGUUCUUCAGUUUUUGUUUAGUUGAUGUUCUCUGUUUUUUUAGUGAUGUUCCUUCCCAGAGAAUCAAGUUGUUAUUCACUCUUUUUCUCAGGAUCAA
Sesamum indicum (sesame) is the source of this 877-nucleotide messenger RNA. RefSeq lists its product as uncharacterized. The record is from RefSeq and is a predicted model, not a curated record. Lineage: Eukaryota; Viridiplantae; Streptophyta; Magnoliopsida; Lamiales; Pedaliaceae.